AAUUCUAUUUGCUAUUUGACCUAUGUAUGAUGGAAAAAGGAAAACUGAUUGCAGUUAUCACUCAUAGAGAUGUAAAGUGGAGUGUGUGGCAGUGAUGGGAAAGGGACGGGCGGGAGGAUGGGAGGCCCUCGACGCCCUAGACAGCAACGUAGCCUUAUGAACUUCUAUCCAGAAUUGGGCAGUUAAGAGACAGUGGAGAGCUCAUCCUCACGUCAAAUGUCACAAGGAUGCUGCUGCUGCUGCUGGGUUGGUUGCGUGUGCUUCCUCCCUCCCCCCCCCUCUCUAUCUCUCUCUAGUCACGUGUGUGUGUGUGCGUAUGUUCGCUUCAGAGAGAGACAGACAGAGGAGGAGGGAAGGGGUCACAGGGUGAGAGGGGAGGGAAAGCAGCCGGGGACGGAGGACCUACGCGUAUCUCUGAGACUGGCCAUCAGCGUCACCACCAAAACUGUUGCUGCCAUCUAUAAUAUAGCUGACUCCACUACCAGAGCAUCACUCGGCGGGGUAGGUUCUCUGACAACUUUGCCAGCAGUGUGGUGUGUACCGUGAGAGAAUAACGCGUAAAUACCUGCUUCCCGCGGCUUCUGAGCAGGAUGAUGAAGGUGCUGUACGCCCUGCUGGUGGUGGCGGCGGCGGCGACGGCAGGUGUAGUUUUGGCCUCCGAACUCUCCCACAGGGAUGAGAGAAUUCUUUUCGCAUCCAACCCCUUGGUGUGUGAUGGAGACGCGGGCCAUCAAGGGGCGUGCCUCCCCUACUUUAGAUGUGAGAGCUACGGCGGCACGGUGGAGGGAACCUGCAGGGUAGUGGGCCAGUGCUGUGUUGUGGAAAGCUCAUGUGGGGAGACAUCCGAGGCGAGAAUCACUUACUUCACUAGCAAACACUACCUGAUCUCUGACACGAACUGCGGCGCCACCAUCUCCCCCUCCAGCAGUAUUGCCGCCAGAGACAUCUGUCAGCUACAUGUGACGCUUGAGGAGAUGACACUAACUGAACCUAACGCAGACGGGGAGUGUGAUAAGCAGUACCUGGAGGUCAAGGGAGGCAAGGAGAAUUCAAUGAAAGUCUGCGGCGUCGGGAACAACCAGACCUUGGUGGUAGACGUGGAGGGGAUGGAGGGGCCCUUCAAGGUGUCAGUGACGACUCUGGAAGAAAACCUAGACAGUGAAUGGGAAGUGAAGGUGGUACAGGUGCCAUGUAACUCAGAUGAUCUUGCGCCCAGCGGCUGCCAUCAAUACGUCACGGGUGUCACAGGGGAAGUAAAGUCCUUCAACUACGACACAAAAGAAUCCUCUAGGAAACAUGCAAACGACAUGCCUGGGAGCCGCCACCUGCAGGAGUCGUACACGAUCUGCGUGCGUGCUGAGAAUGAUUACUGCGGCGUUAAAUGGACAUCCCCAAGUGAUUCUUCCGAGGACGAAUAUGAUUUCACUCUCACAGGCAAUCUCGCUCCUGCAGGCAUGGAUCCAGUAUUUGGAUCAGGCUUGAACGAGGACUGCGCAUUCACCGAUUAUCUCCUCAUUACGGACGCCAGCGUAGUGGGUGAGGAGUUCCCCACUACCGUGCUCUGCGGAUCUCAUUUCCCGUCGCCUGGCUUAUACAGCACGUCCUUCGAGGUUCGAGUGGUGGCUAAUGACAAGGAGUUUGAAGACGAAGAUAUAGACAACCGGGGAUUCCAUCUUCUGUACGAGCAACAGUUGUGUUGAGCUUCCCCGAAACACCUCAUCAGCCCCAGCAACCCAUCAGCAGCCCCACCAGUCUUUAACAGCUCCCAGAAACUCGUCUUCAAUUCUCAUUACAGCCAAUCAACAGCCAUGGCAGUACAUUCUUCAACAGCUUCACGUGUGCCUUCAACUUUCAUCUCAUUCUCCAUUUCCUAUGUUAUACCCUUCCCUGUUCCUUUCGUCCCACCAUUUACUCAAGAUCACCUUCCUGCAUCUUAUAUUGCAUCCACACACUACUUUACAGAGUUGUUUGCCAAGUGACGUUAGAGACUAUGGAUCUUCACCUUCCUUUGUCAUCUGCUAGUCUGAUCACUUCCAGAGCUCUUCGCCCAAUCCACAGAAACUUAACUACCACCUACUGGUUAUUAACACAUCAAUAUAUAUACAAAUCUUUACCCUAUAGUAGGAUUUAUGUAUAUCUUUUUGACUUUAUUCUUAUCUUCCUUUUGGUUCUUAUAUUCAUGUCUCUAUACUUGAGGAUACUCUCACAUCCUCCUUCAUAUCUCACUUCUCCUUGCUUUCUCUUCAUCAUGACCCAUCUUCAGUCCCUGCUCCUCCCCAUCCCUGUUACUUAACACCUCCUAACUCUCUCUCCAACUCCCCACCAACGGGCAGGUUAGCGUGUUUUGCUUUUCCACACCACGGAACAAUGCCCUACACCUUCCUGUCUCCUCGUCAUUCCUUUUUUCCCAUCUCCCUCUUUUUCUCGACCGUUCCAUCUUUCCAGUCUAUACCACCACCACCACCACUUUCUCAUUCUCAAUACUCCUCCCCGCCUCUCAGUUAACUUUUCAUUUCUCUGCAUUCCCAUCCCUCGCUCCUCCGUCCUUGCCUUCCCGUGUCUGAUGUGAAGGAGACGGGCUUGGAGUGCUUCGGAAACGGUUCUUAAUACUAACCAAAAGUAUAUUUAAAAAGUGGAAGAGUGAGUUAAUGAAUAAGUGUGUCAAUAAAUGAAGAAGAUAUGAAGGUUUCA
Molecule: messenger RNA, 2691 nt
Organism: Portunus trituberculatus (swimming crab)
Lineage: Eukaryota; Metazoa; Arthropoda; Malacostraca; Decapoda; Portunidae
Exons: 11
Coding region: 591-1700 (369 amino acids)
Source: RefSeq, a predicted model, not a curated record